Erigeron canadensis is the source of this 2530-nucleotide messenger RNA. RefSeq names its product G-type lectin S-receptor-like serine/threonine-protein kinase SD2-5. Gene Ontology annotation, molecular function: protein kinase activity; ATP binding. Lineage: Eukaryota; Viridiplantae; Streptophyta; Magnoliopsida; Asterales; Asteraceae. Bases 1105 to 2484 code for a protein of 459 amino acids. The transcript is spliced from 2 exons. The record is from RefSeq and is a predicted model, not a curated record. Gene Ontology annotation, biological process: protein phosphorylation.
CAAUUAUUCAUUUAUUGGUUGUAAAACUAAAAAUUAUUCUUGUUUAAUUACUAGCUAGUAAUUGCAUCCUGCUCAUAUAUGGAUUAAUAAUGUUUGCUAUAAUUUUCUCUAUCAUUUUCUCUGCUUUCUACUCGCUACUCACAUCCAAUAUAUGCUGAAUAUCCUAAUAGUAGUGCAAAUCUUUCCACCACAUGGACCCCCAAUGACACUACUGCAGAUUCCUACUAUGCAUUUAACAUAUAUGGAGAAGCAAAAGGAAUUUUCAACCUCAUCCUCCUUACAGAAGGCAAGGUAAUGAAAACUCGAUUCGCACUUGGCUUCUUCUGUCAAGGAGGGGAUUUUGAGUCAUGUACCUCUCGCCACCUCCUUGCCAUCUUCAUUUUUAUUGAAGGAUAUUACAGCUCCCCUUCUGCCUUAGUUUGGUCAGCCAACCGAGACUAUCCGGUCAAGAACAAGACCGACUGUCUGUUACCUGGCCAAAAGCUGUAUCAAUUAAGGUCAACAGCUGAUAUCAACAAAUAGUCAGAAGAAAGAUAUGUUCUCCCUUCAAGUCGCUGAUGAAGGUUUGUUUGCUUAUAUUGAAUCAAACCCACCUCAAGCCUACUUUAGUGUUCCUGAUCAACAAUCUAAUGAAAUAAAAAUAAAUAAAGGCAAAAAAAGUUAUGUUGGAUUUUUAAAUGGGAAUUUGUCUUUAUUCAUUCAUUCUGCCGAGCCAAAUUACCCCGACGGUGUGAUGUACGUACAUAACUCAAGCAUCGUCGGCUCAGUUUAUGAAACUGAUGCCAGAUGGGCAUUUGAAAUUGUUUGAGUGGCAACUUGACGAUUGGAAAGAGGCUCAUGAUGUACUUACAAUUAACCUAUAUUGGUGGAGAGUGUGGUUAUCCUUUGGCUUGUGGGAGGAAUUCCCUUUGCUUAAAUGAGAAACAAUGUAUCUGUCCCGAAUCAAAUGACUCCCCUAGGAUAGAAUAUUAUUUCUGAAGAGUAAAUGAUCGAGAACCUAACCUCGGGUGCUCUGAAAUUACUCCUAUCACAUGUAAUGCUACCCAUGAUCAAGACUUUAUUGCACUCAAGAAUGUCACCCGCCACUUCACGGUUGUCGCCAACAUGAAGAAUGUGAAUGUGGAGACAUGCAAACAAGCAUGUUUGAAAAAUUGCUCCUGCAAAGCUGUUCUAUAUUGGUCUUAUUACAGCAAUUCAAGUGGGGAUUGUUAUCUACCUUCUGACCUAUUUACAAUGGCUAGUUUUCCGGAUAAUCGUAGGAUGCAUACUACAGCUUUUAUAAAAGUCCAGAAUGCAAGAGCACCUUCUUUGUCUGUGUCACAAAAUAAGAGAAAAAACCUAGUUGCAAAAGUCCUAGGUCCCGCCAUUGGAAUUUCUCUUAUUUUGGUGGUAGUUUUUGUUAUGUUUAUUGUCCACAAGAAAAGACUACAUGCUAAAACGAAAGAAGAAGAAGAAGAGUAUCUUCUUCAAGUACGAGGAAUGCCCACUCGAUUUUCUUAUGGGCAGUUGAAAACAGCAACUGAGAAUUUUAGUAGAAAGCUAGGUGAAGGAGGAUUCGGAACAGUUUUUGAAGGGAUCCUGGAAGAUGGCUCCAAAAUUGCAGUUAAAUGUCUUGAGGGUCAUGGGCAGGUCAACAAAUCAUUCCUGGCAGAGGUUGAAUCAAUUGGCAGCAUUCACCAUGUAAAUUUAGUGAGGCUUAGAGGAUACUCUGCAUGGAAAUCACAACGACUUCUCGUGUAUGAUUUCAUGAGUAACGGGUCAUUAGAUAGUUGGAUCUACCAUGGAUAUCUGGGGCAUGUGUUGGAAUGGGAAUGCAGGAAAAACAUUAUUCUUCAUAUUGCUAAAGGAUUAGCAUAUCUUCAUGAAGAGUGUAGGCAGCAAAUCAUCCACCUUGAUAUUAAGCCUCAAAACAUACUACUAGACGACACCUUUCAUGCCAAGGUAUCUGAUUUUGGGUUGUCUAAGCUCGUCAAAAAAAAUCAAACCCAAGUGAUGACUACUAUAAAAGGAACCCCUGGGUAUAUCGCUCCAGAGUGCUGGAGCAGCUCAGUUAUAACAGAAAAGGUGGAUGUAUAUAGCUUUGGGAUCGUUGUCUUAGAGAUAUUAUGUGGGAGGAAAAUUUUUGAUAGAUCUCUGCCAGAAGAAAGCUGGCACUUACUAGCCGUCUUUCAAAAAAGCUGGGAACAAGGAACGUUGUUAGAUAUGGUUGACAAGUACAGUGAAAAUAUGCAAGCAAAUGGUGCAGAGGUGGUGGAGAUGAUGAAAGUAGCUUCGUGGUGUUUACAAACCGAUUUUACAAGAAGGCCUUCGAUGUCAAUUAUUGUUAAGGUCUUAGAAGACGGAAUGAGUGUUGAAUCGAACUUGGAUUACAACUUCACGGAUCUGAGAAUGCAGAAAACAACAAUUGCACAAGAGAAAGAACUGACACAGUUGAUGCCUUCUAUUCUUUCAGGGCCAAGAUCGGAUCCAAAAUUGGUUUGGUAGAAAAGGAGGUCAACGGUGGUGGUGACAGCUGAAAAGGGGUGGCACG